GUAAGGUGCACGAACGCACCAAGAAAGCGUUCUCACAUUGUGUUGGCUUCGGAGAAGAAGUACCAUGUCGAGCGACCUGGACAUCGAACACCGUAAUAUCAGAUAACAGUCCCGCAACUGUCUUCGUAUUCAAGUAUACGCGCUUAGACAUCUUGCAGGCAAUGGGCAUAGCACCACGGACGCCAAGGACACCAGCCGAGGACAAGACACAGAAUUAUGAUGAUGAUGUUGAAAUAAGUGAUGGACCUAAUGGGCAUGACCCUUCAGAGGAUGUGAAGCCCCGAAUUCAAGAGCUCGAGGUGAAUUCUCGCUUUGGCAACAUCCUUCCCUCCCUCCAGCUCAUUCUUUUCUCGCAGAUGGAGCUCCAGCGUUUACGUGGACAAUUACCCUCAUCUGAGGACCGGAAGCCCUCGCGUGUUAAGUUGGAACGUAGGGUCUCGCGACGGCAACACGCCGCUAUUGAGGUCAUCGAUUUGACCGAGGAUUAG
Messenger RNA from Suillus paluster, 488 nucleotides. RefSeq lists its product as uncharacterized. The transcript has 3 exons. The record is from RefSeq and is a predicted model, not a curated record. The annotation marks the transcript as partial. NCBI's taxonomy places the organism in Eukaryota, Fungi, Basidiomycota, Agaricomycetes, Boletales, Suillaceae.